Fusarium subglutinans is the source of this 1479-nucleotide messenger RNA. RefSeq names its product 7-aminocholesterol resistance. The coding region runs from base 1 to 1479 and encodes 492 amino acids. The transcript is spliced from 7 exons. The record is from RefSeq and is a predicted model, not a curated record. Gene Ontology annotation, cellular component: membrane. Lineage: Eukaryota; Fungi; Ascomycota; Sordariomycetes; Hypocreales; Nectriaceae.
AUGAGCGGAGAUGGACCAUACGGACCCGUUGUCAAUGGGACUCAGAUCGUCUUUUUCGAAUACCUGCCAAACAAACCUGCCGCCAUCUCCUUCGUUGUUCUCUUCGGCAUUGCUACUUUAGCCCACCUCGUAUUCCUCUUCAUCCUUCGAGCCUGGUUCUUCAUCCCUUUCAUCCUCGGUGGCAUCUGUGAGAUCUUUGGUUACUUCGGACGAGCCCAAGCCCACGAUACACCCGAUAAAGCAGGCCCAUUUAUCCUCCAGAACGUCCUUCUCCUCGCCGGAACGCCUUUCCUAGCCGCGACGAUCUACAUGAGUCUUCGACGUGUUGCCACGGCGCUUGACUCCCAACAUCUUUCCUUUAUAAGUCUUCGAUGGUUGACAAAGCUUUACGUCCUCAUCGACAUCGCAUGCAUUGUCAGCCAGUUCAUAGGCGCCAUCAUACCUGCUUCUGGCGAACCAGAUGCCAUCACCAAAGGCCGAACUAUUCUUAUUGCUGGUCUGAUAGUUCAACUCUGCGCCUUGAGUAUCUUUAUUCUCACUUCGCUGUAUCUGUACAUACGUAUAAGACAAGAGACUGGACCGUUCUUGGAUUCGUCCCUGGUACGGUGGCGGCGAUACUUCAGAACCAUCGAGGCCGUGACGGUCAUCAUGAUCAUUCGCAGCAUUGUCCGUGCAGUCGAGUAUCUUCAAGGACAGGGGGGUUUUGUCAUAUCUCACGAAGUCUUCAUAUACCUAUUUGACGCCUUACUUAUGUUCCUGGUCAUGGCCUUGUUUUUGAUUGUUAAUCCAGGACGCCUGGUCAAGAACGGUACAGGGAUGAAAUGGAGGGGACAGACACAAAUCGAUGAGACAGGUGAGGAUAUCAUGCAUCUGCUGCAGUAUUUCCAGUCUUUCGCAAAGAAUAUUAAGCAGAAGCAAAGCGAAAUUGGUCAGACCGAGAUAUUUACUUCAAGGAACCAUCAGCUCGCUGAGUAUAGCGAGUUUGAACCACCAAUUUCUCUCUCAGGCAUCUCUGACAAGUCUGACAAGUCUGACAAGAAUGACGGUUGUGACGUCGGUGUCGAUUUCGAGGACGCGAAGGGGGAGCCCAUCAUGUUUGCUCUUCGACGAAUCAUCGCCCGCCCUAUGCUGCGCGUAGCGACGCGUCAGAUCCACGUGACGCCACGUCGCUUCGCCUCUGCCGACCAGCCACCCAACAUGCAGCAGCUCGAGUCAAUGAUGAAUGACCCUCAUAUUCGUGAGACUUUUGAGAAGCUGAGUCGUCAUCCUCCGGCCAUCGAGGCCAUGCAGAAGAUGGGGGACAUUAUCAAGAGCAAGGGGCUUGCCACUUCAGGGCCACCGAGUAAGAUGGACAUCAUGAAGCUCAUGAUGGAUAAAGAGUUUCGUGAUGCAGCGACAACGUUGACGACUGAAAUGCAAAAUGCUGGUGUUGAGAUCAACCCUGAUGUCUUCAUGAAGAUGAUGCAGGGUGAGAAAUGA